CCUAAUUUUCCCUUUGGGAAUUGGGGGUGCAACGGAAUACAAGCCCUAGAAACAACAACACUGAAGGAAUUUAAAGAAUCUCCUGUGAAAUCUAUCGCUGUAGGGGAAGAAUUUAAAGUUGUCAUCUCAAUCUAAAGCCAGACAAGUACUCAAAAAUUGAUAAGUGAAUAGUCUGAAACCUAUAAGAAUCUACUUUGCCGUCCAGCUUUAAGGAUCAGUCAUUAACUUACUUCCCCUAAGCUUCAUCUCACUACUCCCUCAAUCUAAAGCCAUUCAAGUACUCAGAGAAUUGGUAUCUCAAUACCUACUCAAGAUUCAAAUCAGCUGAAGCUACAUCAGAUAUGAAGCCGAAACCACGCUCUACAUUUGUCCAUCGCCAAAGGGCAAAAGAAAUUGCGACUGAUGCAGUGAAUGAAAGACUCAACGCCAUUGCUCUCAAGAAGAAUAGGUCGUCAACAACUAAACAAAGCCCCGCAUUCAUCAAUGGCACAAUGGGAAAAGAAACUAUGACUGAUGGAGUGGAUGAUAGACUAGACGCUGUAACACGUAAGAGGCAGAGGACGUCAACAACAAUACCAUGCUCUGCAUCAUUCAUCAGUACUGAUGCAGUGGAUGAAAGACUUGCACCUGUUACUCUCAAGAGGCAUAGGUCAACAACAGCACCAUGCUCAUUAGUGAAUGGCCAAUGGGAAAACGAAAUUGUGACUGAUGCAGUGGAUGUAAGAACCAGCGCUGUUGCACUCGAGAAACAGAGGUCAUCAACAACAAAUCAACGUCGUGCAUUUGUCAAUGGAGGAAGGGAAAAUGAAAUUGUAACUGAUGCGGAGGAUGAAAGAAUCAAUGCUGUUUCUGACACUCUCGUUGCUUGGAGCGAUAUACGAGAUGAAGAUGCUGACAUGUUUGAUGCGGAUGAAAAUGGUGACAUGCAACUGGAGGAUGACCAUGCAACUGACACUUUUAACGAGUCUAACAGCGAAGACUACGCCGGUACUAACCCAGGAAUUACUUGUGGACCACUAGGUGAUAUGCUUGAUGCGGAUGAAAAUGGUGACAUGCAACUGGAGGAUGACCAUGCAACUGAUACUCAUAACGAGUCUAACAGCGAAGACUACACCGUUAAUAACCCAGGAAUUACUUGUAGACCACUGGCACUAGGUAGCCGCCAACAGAUUAUAUUCGACAAAUAUGGGCGUUAUUGUGAUGUCGGGUCAGAACAAUUUGCAAAUGCUAUCGGGAAGAUAGUACGAGCACGAUGUCCUCCUGCAAUUGAUAAUUGGAAAAUUGUUCCAGAGAUAAUGAAAGAAGAUAUAUGGAAAAAUCUUGUCGCUGAAUAUGUCAUACCUCAAGUUUAUAAACCUAAUAUUUUAUCAAGGGCUAGAAUUUCUUGGAAAAAUUGGAAGAGUCAACUUCGAGUAGAGAUGGAUAAACAUGAAACUGUUGCUGAGAAGAAAAUAAAUAUGCCAAUACGUUUAAUUACAAAUAGAGAGGAUUGGGAACGUUUUGUUGAUUUCUGCAACACUGAAGAGGAUAGGAAACGUCGUGCAAUUGGUAAAAAAUCUAGAGAAGCUCUGCAAUUCCUUCAUUCGACUGGGAGGACAGGACUUUUUCGGAAAAUAUACAACAUGGAAAAAGAGAGUCCAACUGGUGAAGUUGACAGAGCUGUGGUAUUUGUUGAAACCCAUGUAACCAAGACUCUAAAUAAUCCCGAAUCCUCCUCCAUCUCAGAUGUUAAACUUAGAAAAAUUAAAGAGCUUGUAGAUGCUAAUCCAAAUGGUCAAAAAGAUAUCGACAAUGAUGCUGUCGCAUUGAUAUGUGGACGUGAUGCACAUGGUCAUGUAAGAGGCAUGGGAGGAGGUCUGUCAAGGACUACUUUGCGUGCUUCAGCGCCAAUUACAGAGACUCUUCGCAAAGUAUUGCAAGAAAACAAGAGUAUGCAGUCUGAAAUCCAUUUACUCAAAACACAGCAUGGGACACGUAUGCAAGAUGGUGUAUCUACAUCAUCAAAUCAAUCUGCACCUCAGGGACCUGAUGAGUCCAACGUGCCUGCUAGUUCGUGUUUCAUGAAAAACUUCAAAGGAAGAACCAUUGCUUUAGGCCGUUUCAACACUGAUCCAGAAAUGGAACAUGUCUAUAGUAUAAUUGUCGAAGAAAUAUAUGAUAGAGAUGCUGAACUAUUUGAUGAAGACGGGAAGCUUGGAGAUAUUGUGAUUGGUCGGGUGAUUAAUUGGCCAAAAGCAUGUACUAAGCCUGCUAGUUUAUGUUUCCUUAAAAAUUUCAAAGGAAGAACCAUUGCUUUAGGUAGUUACAACUCUGUUGAUCCACCAAUGGAACAUGUCUAUAGUGUGAAGGUCGAAGAAAUAUUUGACGAAGAAUCAGAAUUAUAUGACGAAGAUGGGAAGCUUGGAGAUAUUAUGAUUGGUGACGUGAUUAAUUGGCCAAAAGCAUGUGUUCAGUCAUAUUGACAGUAAACCAUGCUGCAGAGCAAAGGAAAAUAGAUCCAGAACUUAAAAAAAAAGGAGAUCUGUAAUGUAUUGUUAUAUAAAUGUGGUUGUGCACGAGUCAGUGCAGUCACUGCAGUGAGUGCACAAACUUUACUUAACAUAAACAAGUAAAGAAGACACUUUUUUGUUGUAGAUUAAUGGAGCAUCUCUAACUGCUUGUAUUGCUGCAAGACCAACAGGACGGUGUAUGUCCUUAUUGAUGAUGUGAAAAAAUCUUGCUGCAAUUUUAAGCUAUAAGCUUUUUGAUGGUA
Papaver somniferum (opium poppy) is the source of this 2752-nucleotide messenger RNA. RefSeq lists its product as uncharacterized. Bases 342 to 2462 code for a protein of 706 amino acids. The transcript has 8 exons. Lineage: Eukaryota; Viridiplantae; Streptophyta; Magnoliopsida; Ranunculales; Papaveraceae. The record is from RefSeq and is a predicted model, not a curated record.